GCUGUUGGAGAUGAAGCCGGUGUGAAGCCGCAGCGGCAGGCCUCCAUGUCCCAUGGGCCCGCUGAACAAGACGUGGUACUAGCCACAAUUAGUAUGGAACAAGGGGACGGCGGCUCGCCCGAAGAGAGCCCAAAGCCUUCCACGGCCAGCGGGCCAGUUUCGCGUGUCAUGGCAGAGACCCCCAACCCCCAGACCACCAGCUGUGCUGCACGAGAUGCCCACCCGUCACAGCGUGGGAACAGCUGCGUGGACCCCGCCGUUCUGGAAUGGAUGGUGCAGGCUGAGGAUCCGUCGGGGGGUGAGAGGUGGCAGGUGGAGGGGCUGAUACAGGCCUUGCCACAGCCCGUUCACUACUACGAGCUGCUAUGGAGGGACUGGGAAGAUCUGUGUGAUCCGGAGGCGCCCGGCUCUGACCUGUUUGAUUUUACCGUCCUGUCCUACAACAUCCUGGCGCAGGACCUGGUCGUUCAGAACCCGGAGCUGUACUGGCACUGCGCACCAACCAUCCUGGCCUGGGCAUACCGCUGGCAGAACAUCCUGCAGGAGCUGCAGCACUGGGAGGCAGAUAUCCUGUGUCUCCAGGAAGUGCAGGAAGAUCAUUACCGAGAACACGUGCUGCCCAGCCUGUCUGCAAUGGGGUACAGCUGCCACUACAAGCGCCGUACGGGCAGGAAGACAGACGGCUGCUGCACCUGCUUCAAGACCCACCGCUUCUCUCUUCUCUCAGAGAGCCACGUGGAGUAUUUCCGCCCCGGCGUUGACACCUUGAAUCGUGACAAUGUUGGGCUGCUGCUUCUACUGAAUCCUCUGCUGGAAGAGCCGCUGAAAGACAAGUACAGCCCACGGCCGGUGUGUGUGGCCAACACGCACCUUCUCUACAACCCCAGACGAGGGGACAUCAAGCUGGCCCAGCUGGCGCUUCUCCUGGCAGAGAUAGACAGAGUGUCUCGGGCACCAGAGGGCUCUCAUUAUCCGGUUAUCCUUUGCGGAGACCUGAAUGCCACCCCGGAUUCGCCUCUUUAUCGGCUGCUGCGCAGCGGGAUGGUGACGUGCGAGAACCUCCCGACGUGGAAGGUCUCCGGUCAGGAGAAGAAAUGUCCUUCCCCGUAUCCACGGAUGCUUCCAUCUCGGCUUUGGCCAGAAGCUCUGGGUAUCAACCAUUACUGUCAGUAUGGAGCCCCGAGUGCUCCCGACCACUCAGACAGACUCAUGUACAGCCGCCAGCAGCUCCUGCAGCUCCGAUACUGCGACUGCGCCCUCCAGCGCCCCACGGACCUCCCGCUCAUCAAGGGCGUGACGGAUAAUGAGCCAGGUCUCCUUGCAGAGUCUGCAGAUGAUUUUCCGCCAGUGUCGUCGCCCGACGCCCAGACCCCAGGACUGCGGCCCCCCACCGUAUUGCGGCACAGCCUGCAUCUGACCUCUGCGUACAGCCACUUUCUGCCGGCCAAAGGUCGUCCUGAAGUCACCACCAUUCCCGGGGGGGUAGGGAGCACCGUGGACUACAUCUGCUACUCUGCCGAGCCGAUCCCUAUGGGCAGCAUGAGCCACGGCGUGCGGUUCUAUCAGGACAAGGAGCUGAGGCUCCUGGGACGUCUGUGUCUUCUCUCGGAAGAUGAUUUGUGGGCAGCCCACGGCCUCCCGAAUCCCUUCUGCAGCUCGGACCAUCUGUGCCUUCUUGCCCGCUUCGGCCUGGACCUGUCUGCGUCGUGAUGCUGAACGCGGGACCGGCCUGCGGGACGUUCACAGGAGCGACCAUUGAGUUUGAUUUUAAGGAGCGUUGACUCCGGAACGGUCAGUGUUAGGCUUGGGUGUUGUCACUCGGUGUCUCCCGCUAUCUUCCCCAAAGCUGUUCACCCUCUGCCUGCGCAGAGCGAUGCGCAGAAGCUCGCAGGUCGCAUUCACACGCUCCGGACAUUUCCGCAAGCAGUUUAAAGAUUUGUUUGCAGUUGAUGCGGCUGUCGGUCCUGCGUCUGUUUUUCUUCACAACCAACAGGAGUGGGAGGCUUCACGCAGUAC
This is a messenger RNA of Spea bombifrons (plains spadefoot toad), 2016 nucleotides long. It is a transcript of the gene ANGEL1, whose product is annotated as angel homolog 1. The transcript is spliced from 9 exons. Bases 46 to 1710 code for a protein of 554 amino acids. Gene Ontology annotation, molecular function: 3'-5'-RNA exonuclease activity. NCBI's taxonomy places the organism in Eukaryota, Metazoa, Chordata, Amphibia, Anura, Pelobatidae. The record is from RefSeq and is a predicted model, not a curated record.